UCGCUGGAGAAAAUCGUGUCGGAGCUCCGCACAGCCAGGCUACUAUUGUCAAACCGCCAAUGAGGUAAAAGCGGGGCGGAGAACAGUCGACGAUUGUACUACGGGCAGUUGCCUACUGCAAACAGCUGUGGAGCGUCUGCUUUGUACACGCGUUUCGCUGAUCUGGUCAAUGGAUUACACAGUUUCCCUACAAGUGCAACAUCAACUGGCUGUCUUCCCGACACACUUGUACCAGGGUUACAGUUUGGAGUUACAGAUGAAGUCUACAGAAGUGGACCAAGGGCUUUUCACAGACACCUACUGCAAAGUGUGCAGCGCUCAGCUCAUCUCCGAGUCCCAGAGGAUCGCCCACUACGAGAGUCGGAAACAUGCCAAUAAAGUACGACUGUAUUACAUGCUACAUCCCGUGGAUGGAGGCUGCCCAGCUAAGAAACUCAGAACAGACAAUGGAAGUGAGGAGGGAGACGUGGACAAGAACAAGUGCUGCACGCUGUGUAACAUGUCCUUCACCUCAGCAGUGGUGGCACAGUCACAUUACCAAGGCAAAAUCCACGCCAAGAGACUAAAGCUGCUGCUGGGGGAGCAGCCUGCCAUCACAGCCAAAGAGGUGCCGCCCAGUCCGGUGAAAAGUUCCCUGGAAACUACCCCGGUGACCUCUCCUCGGCAGCGCAGGGACUCAGACCGCUACUGCCAGCUAUGCAACGCCUGGUUCAACAACCCAGGCAUGGCGCAGCAGCACUACGACGGCAAGAAGCACAAUAAAAACGCAGCUCGCGCUGUCCUCCUGGAACAGCUGGGCAAGACCCUGGACAUGGGAGAGAUGAAAGGUCUGAAACGUAGUUAUACGUGUGAAGUCUGCAAUGUCACACUCAACUCUGUGGCACAGUACCAUGCACAUCUGCAGGGCUCAAAGCACCAAAACAACCUGAAGAAUCAGAUAUGUGUCCAGUGAAUCUUGAAGAACAAAAUAAACCAUUGGAUUGAUGUCAGACAAGCUGUGGUCAGCUUGCCCUGCGUUUUCUGCCUCUGCUCUGCUUUCUCUCUGUACCACACACACACACACACACUUUCUCUCUCUCUCUAUGUGUCUCUCUCGCUGUCUCUCUGUCUCUCUCCAUGGCCCUGCUGGCAUACAGUAUGAGAACAAAGGGUUUUGUAAAGCUCCAUCUCCACAGCAUCUCUCUCACCUGUCAACGUAAAGCUUCCGCAGAACUCUUCUCAGUUUGGCCGUGUGAUCAUCAACAUUCCACACGAACAGAUUUUCAGUAUGUUUAAAGACAAUGGUCCAACAGCAUAAAAGUUGAUCGGAUAAAGGGGCGGUCCCCUCAAUGCAUGAUAAAACGAACGACCUGCAACUUCAUGCCAACUAUGCUUUUUGCUUUAGCUGUGUUAGAGAGAGGAAUACUCUGUGGCAUUUUGACUUGAGGAAUAUAGUUUUUUGUAGUUUCUUUACCUCUGAAACAGAAAAUGUAUACGAUAACUUAUAUGUAGGUAAUAUAUUGUUUUUAGAUUUUAUUUGAGUAAUUUAUUUAAACAAUUGUAUUUGGAUUGCCAUCAGAAUUCGUUUUUUUUUUCAGAAUAAUGUAUAACAUUAUAAUAAUGGUUCAAUGAUUGGGUCUACAGUAUGCUACAGUAUGUAUUACCAUACAAUCUUACAAUAACAUAAUAUCCCUGGUGGACAUAAGGUUUUGUUGGCAAUAAUAAUGACAGUUUAAGAAAUGCCUUUGAACAUAAUAUAUAUUUUUAAAUUUUGGGAAUUGAUCUUUCUGUGUCCCUAGCAGUCUUGGAAGGAGAAUCUAGAUAGGGAUCUAUGUUGUCAGUGUUCCAGGUCUCAACAUGUGUUCUCUGUUCCUCCAUGUGGUUUUGAGGUUCAUAUGUGGUCUUCGUCUCAGGGAGGUCCCAUUGAUUACUAUUGUUCAGAAUCAUGAUUCAGAUUCAUGAACUGUUUUAAAAUGUUACUACGUUCGUGUUCACUGAAUUCAUUCCAAAAAAGCCUUUUAGUAUGUGUAAGUAAUACAGCCAAUUACAGUAAAUUUGAAUCAAACCAUGUUAUUCUGUAAUGGUGUGAAACAUUGCUGUUAUGAUGAUGAUGUCUUAUUCAGAGAUGGGGAGUAUUUAAAAAGCAAUCCAACUUUAAUAUACAAGCUUAUUACAACAUUAUGUAGCAACUCUUUCAUUCUAGUAUGUUAUUCGAACAUCAAAGCUACGUUUUGACAGUGGUUCCUGUUGCCAUAGCAGGUGUUUUAGUAGAAAUGUCUAUUUGUUCUUACUGUUGUGGACUAAACAGUUUAUUGGUAAUUGGGAAAGCAGAUGCAUCUUUAUACAGAUAUAAGUUAUUUAUGUUCCUGUCAGUACAGUGCAGUCAGUGUCUGUCGACAGCAAAGAUGUGUUGGAUCAAUAGCCUUGAUAAAUGUGUUAAAAUGUAUUUUUGUGCUAAUUUAUAAAUAACUGAUCUGUUUGUUUUGAAAGUACCAUUGUCUGGAAUUAUUACACCAGUUGAAACCAAGCCUUUUUAGAUGUUUUGAUAACACUUCAACUGUUUUUAUUUACUGCUUUUACUCAACAACAACAAAACACCAAAGCAUGUUCAUGGGCAUUAGAGAGAUGGAGAGAGAAACUCACAAACAUACAACAAAUCUUUCUGAACUCAACACCAACUGAAGAAAAACAUACAAAUCUUUCUGAACUCAACACCAACUGAAGAAAAACAUACAACAAAUCUUUCUGAACUCAACACCAACUGAAGCUGGCUCAACAGAGCCAUCCGCCUUGUGAGAUGCCACAGGCAACAAAAAAACAAAAAAACUAAUGUACAAAGUGUUUUUACUAUUACAAGCAACUUAAGAUUUACUCUGUGCACGAAUGAUUUACUAAUUAAUGCAACUCUGCGAUCCACUGAAUUGCUUUGCUCAAGCCAAGUCAUAACGUUACAUUCUGCCCAACUUUUGCAUUGGAUCUAGUGUCUCUCCCUCGAUCUCCAGAGGAAUACCACAUCUCAUACACCCUACUCACUUUGUGCGCUCUCUGGGUUAUGUACUAUCCUGUGUCUGAAAAAGAAUAAAAAGACACUUGCAA
Molecule: messenger RNA, 3075 nt
Organism: Oncorhynchus masou masou (cherry salmon)
Lineage: Eukaryota; Metazoa; Chordata; Actinopteri; Salmoniformes; Salmonidae
Product: zinc finger matrin-type protein 4-like
Exons: 7
Coding region: 170-952 (260 amino acids)
Cellular component (GO): nucleus
Molecular function (GO): zinc ion binding; nucleic acid binding
Source: RefSeq, a predicted model, not a curated record